Messenger RNA from Trametes versicolor FP-101664 SS1, 1437 nucleotides. RefSeq lists its product as uncharacterized. The transcript has 4 exons. The coding region runs from base 1 to 1437 and encodes 478 amino acids. NCBI's taxonomy places the organism in Eukaryota, Fungi, Basidiomycota, Agaricomycetes, Polyporales, Polyporaceae. The record is from RefSeq and is a predicted model, not a curated record.
AUGCAACAGGCUUCGCUGCUCGAUGCUCUCGAAACAGAACGCGCACCGUUACAUAUUGAGGCUUGCCCGUACCACUCCUUCAAGGUCAAUGUCGACAUCUUCCGCCUGAUUCUGGCGUGCGUCACUCGCGCAGACCUGCUCAAGAUAACGCUCGCCUCAAAGUUUACACGGGAAGAAGCUACCAAGGAGCUUCUUAUGAGGCCUGUGCGGCUGCUCCAAAACAAAAACCUACGCACAUUCUGCGAAUUCGUACUCGCCAGUGACCCUAGAAGACUGUCUUACCUGCGGAGCCUCACUAUCGAACACGUCAAGAAGGAAUUCUCUUCUCAAGAAAGGGAGAUGGUUGCCCGCGUCCUCGCUCACUGCACGAACCUUAGGAAACUCAAUCUUGAAGGGUGUGACGGGCUCGUGAUGGACGAACCCGUUGUACUCAAGGCUAUCUCCGCGCUCCCAAGCCUCGCCCAUCUUUCCGCGGUCAUUUACGAGGAUAAGAAGGAAUCGCAGGCACGCCUCCUCCAGAUGGUCGCCAACAUGAAAUCCUCCCUUUGUGGCCUCCACCUUCCUAUGACCAUGGAUGGUCUCUCGAACAUCGAGGUGCUGCGAACUUUGGCGCGAGUCCACCGUCAUCUGGAAGACCUCACACUGCACUUCCGCACCUUUAUCGCCCCCGGAGUUACCUUCCCCACCGUCCGCACCCUACAUCUAACUCUCGACAAGAGCGUUCCCCAGCUCCGGGACAUCCGCAGCACCUUCCCCAACAUACGUGAACUGUCCAUCGAUCUCCGCAUGUACCUCAGCGCGACAUCUUCGACUACCGCAGGAAUCCAAAACCGGGUCAACGGGAGCUGUUGGCCUUCACUCGACCUGCUGUGCGCGAUCCCGACGUCUAUCCGCGCUCUCGGCAUUGUGUGCCCCGUGCGCCGCGUCAGCUUGGGGUUCUCUGACAUCGACCUGGAUGAAGAGGAUGCAGAGGCCGUCGCUCGUGCACUCCCCAGCCUGCUGUUGCACAGCUCCCGAGAUGCGGGCGUGAAGCACCUAUUCGUGAAGACGACGUUCGCUCGCCCACGCGGUGCUCCUCCCGCGAGGCAGGCGGACCUCUUGAACUGGAUACUCCCUCUGCUGCGCACAACGCGCGUCGAGCUUCUGCACAUAGCUGUAUUCAAGCAUUUCGAGUCCGACUCGGACGACCCGCAGGACAUUCUUGACUCGCCUGUCGGGAGGUCCCUUAGCGGACAGGAGGUAGAUGCGGAGGCUGUGGCCGGAGACGUGGCACGGGCCUGCGUGUCGAUUCGCACCGUAGCCAUUACGACCGCGCUGUCAGGGCAUACGGUGUGGAGCGUAGAUAGGGCAGACGGGGAGGUGAGAAUUGUGAAACUUGGCGCGUUUGAGGGGAGACGCCUUUUUGACCAGGAGGCGAAACACUGUCUUGAAGUGUAG